Humulus lupulus (European hop) is the source of this 2501-nucleotide messenger RNA. RefSeq names its product probable LRR receptor-like serine/threonine-protein kinase At5g10290. Gene Ontology annotation, biological process: protein phosphorylation. NCBI's taxonomy places the organism in Eukaryota, Viridiplantae, Streptophyta, Magnoliopsida, Rosales, Cannabaceae. The record is from RefSeq and is a predicted model, not a curated record. Bases 401 to 2233 code for a protein of 610 amino acids. Gene Ontology annotation, molecular function: ATP binding; protein binding; protein kinase activity. The transcript is spliced from 12 exons.
ACCAAUUGAAAAUUCAAAGCAAAAGGACAGAACCUUCUCUUGAAGAUUUGCUGCUGCUUCAUCAAAGCUCUGUAACUGCACUUUCUCUCUCUUCUUUCUUCCCUUCUCUCACUAUUGAGUUGUCAGCUUGGCAACCAGCUAACCCUUAUUGCUUUACAGUGCUUUUGGGAUUAGCUAUCAAAUCCUCUAAAAGUUUCUCUACCUUUGUUUUUUUUUUUUUUAAUUUUUCUGUUCUUCCCCCUUUUUACCGUUUUCCCAAAUCGGGUUCUUCAUUUUCAUAUGACCAAGGACCUUCUUCUUCUUCUUCUUCGAUUUGAUGCAGGGAACUUUACAGAAAUGGUAGCGCUUCAUAUUUUUCUUGAUCAAUUACUGACUUAAUUCCAACAAUCGGGUGGGGUUGAUGUCUUUGAGGAUGGAACUUGCCUUUGCAGUUUUGGUAUUAGCUUUCUUGCCCUCUUUUGUAUUGCCUGAUCCUCAAGGAGACGCACUUAAUGCAUUGAAAAUUUCACUGCAUGCUUCAGACAAUCAACUCAAGGACUGGAAUCCCAACCAAGUUAACCCAUGCACCUGGUCCAAUGUGAACUGUGAUUCUAGUAAUAAUGUUGUCACUGUAACAUUGCCGAAUAUGGGAUUUACUGGAACUUUGUCCCCUAAAGUGGGAGCCUUGAAGACCCUUAAAGUGCUUUCGUUGCAAGGAAAUGCGAUAACAGGUGAGAUACCAAAUGAUUUUGGAAAUCUUACAAAUUUGGCCAACUUGAAUUUGGAGGAUAACAAUUUAAGUGGUGGAAUACCUUCUUCCCUCGGUGAUUUGAAAAGGCUUCAAUUCUUGAUUUUGAGUGGGAAUAAUCUAUCUGGAACAAUCCCUGAGUCACUUUCCAGCCUUCAGAGCUUGAUUACUCUUCAGCUAGAUUCCAAUAGUUUCAGUGGUCGGAUUCCUGAAAAAUUAUUCCAGAUCGUUAAGUACAAUUUCUCUGGAAACCACUUGAACUGCGGUCUAAAUUUCCCUCACCCUUGUGCAACUGAUAUUGAUAAUUCAGGUCCUUCACAUAAGCUUAGUGCUGGAACUAUAGUUGGAAUUGCAGGAGGAAUAAUUUUCAUCCUCUUCAUUGGUGGCUUGCUCUAUUUUAUAUGCAAGAAUAGAACAAAAGGCUACAAGCGGGAAGUUUUUGUAGAUGUUGCAGGUGAAGUUGAUCGAAGAAUUGCCUUUGGUCAAUUAAAAAGAUUUGCAUGGAGGGAAUUGCAGGUUGCCACAGACAAUUUCAGCGAGAAAAAUGUCCUUGGCCAGGGAGGUUUUGGGAAGGUCUAUAAAGGAGUGCUAUCUGAUAACACAAAAGUUGCUGUCAAACGGUUGACUGAUUAUGAAAGUCCUGGGGGUGACGCAGCUUUCCAGCGUGAAGUUGAGAUGAUUAGUGUUGCAGUUCACAAGAAUCUUUUACGACUAAUUGGAUUCUGCACAACACCAACAGAGCGCCUUUUGGUGUAUCCUUAUAUGCAGAACUUGAGUGUUGCUUAUCAAUUACGAGAGAUAAAACCUGGGGAGCCAGUUUUGGAUUGGCCCACCAGAAAACGAGUGGCUUUGGGUACAGCGCGUGGUUUGGAGUACUUACAUGAACAUUGCAACCCUAAGAUCAUUCAUCGGGAUGUUAAGGCUGCUAAUGUAUUACUUGAUGAAGACUUUGAAGCAGUUGUUGGAGACUUUGGCUUGGCAAAGUUGGUUGAUGCUAGAAAGACUAAUGUGACAACUCAAGUUCGAGGGACAAUGGGCCACAUAGCACCUGAAUACUUGUCCACAGGGAAGUCAUCAGAAAGAACUGAUGUUUUUGGCUAUGGAAUCAUGCUCUUGGAAAUUGUGACAGGCCAACGGGCGAUUGACUUCUCGCGUUUGGAAGAGGAAGAUGAUGUUUUAUUGCUUGAUCAUGUGAAAAAGCUGGAAAGAGAGAAAAGACUGGAGGCUAUUGUGGAUCGCAAUCUGAAUAAUAAUUAUGAUCUCCUAGAGGUAGAAAUGAUGAUCCAGGUUGCAUUGCUUUGCACCCAACAAUCACCAGAUGAUCGCCCGUUGAUGUCAGAGGUGGUGCGGAUGCUUGAAGGAGAGGGACUGGCUGAGAGGUGGGAAGAGUGGCAGACUGUCGAAGUUACUCGUAGGCAAGAGUAUGAAAGAAUACAAAGAAGAUUCGACUGGGGUGAAGAUUCCAUUUAUAAUCAGGAUGCUAUUGAGUUGUCUGGUGGAAGAUGAUACGAGGUAAUGAAUUAGUGCUCAUUCCCUCUUAUAUUAAAAGCAUGUAAUAUUCUUUUUGGUAGGUUAGCUUGAUGAUUCCUAAAGUAACACUUUGAUAUUUUUGAUUUACAAAAUCAUGGCCGUAAUAUUUUCAGUCGUGGUGGUUUUCUAGCACACUUCAUUUUUUGUUUUACCAUUUAGAAUGCUAAAUUGUAUAUUUGUUCUGGGUAAACUAUGCAAGUGUGCCGAAUUUUAGAAUACAAAACCUGUCUUAAAGUUUGUAUGA